AUGAUAUCACAAAAUAAUAUCGAAUAUGAUGAAAAACUGAAAUUGAAUAUGGGAGAACAUUUUACUUAUAGAUACUUUACUGUGUCUGAUAAUAAACUUGUUUCUGUACCAAUUUUUGAAGAAAAAAAAAUCGGGAUUUUCGAUUUUAAAACCAAAAACCGGCAUAAAUUAAGUCUCCCGGGAACUGAAUUUAAUGUUGGAUGUCUAGCAUUUGUAGAAGGUGGUGAUUUUAUUAUGGUCAAUUAUUAUGAUAAGUCGCCACGUAAGGCAUAUGUUUUUACUCAAAAAACAAAUAGCACAGAAUUGAUUCACAAAUUAACAAUGAAAUUGGAAUUUAUUGAUGAAGUUUUCAUAAUACCUAGAGGAAAAUUAUUUAUGUAUAAUAGUGAUAUAGGCUAUAUUACAAAAUGGGAUAUCAAAACUUUAAAAUUUGAGUCAUACUUUUUAUUCAAAUCUUAUUACGAUGUUAAAGAUAUAAAAGUAAGCGAUGAUGGAUUGUUAUUAUUUGUAUACGGAACAAAAGUCACAGUAGUUGAUGAUUUAGAAGAUUCUAAGUUAUUGGCAGAUGAUUCUUACUCAACCAUAUCUAUUUAUUUGACUUCAAAUGAAAUGAAGUUUACAACAUAUACGUAUGAUAAAUCAAUCAGAAUUGAUGCGGCUUAUCUAAUUGCUUCCAAAAUUGGAGCACGACUUCUUAUAAUGGCUCAAAAUACUGAAGAUAAUUCAAGAAUCUACGAGAUAAUAGAUCCAUUUAAACAUUCAACCCCUGUAACUGCGGAAAAACUUCUCAGUAAUUUUGAAAAUUCAAAUAUACAAAUUCAAUAUCCAUGCAUUAUAAAAUCUGGUAAAAUUAUAGGUUUUAUUAAUGGAAAUGUCAAUGAAAAUAUUGAUAGAAAAUUAAUAAUUAAGGAAUUAAUACAGGACGAUGAAAAUUGGGUCUCCUUUCUAAGAAAAACAUUGAGUGAUUCUAAUAGUAUUUAUAUAUCAUCAGAUAAAAAAAAAAUUUAUGAAUUUAUUGAAAAAGUUAAAGCGGAGUUAUCUGAGACAAGUGACAAAAUCGUUGAUGAUACAACUGAUGAUAAGUUAGAGGCAGCGGUUAAGAUAACAAAUGAUGAUGAUGAUGCAAAUCUUAUUUAUAAUAAGACAUUUACAAAAUAUAAUCUUGUUCAAUGGAGCAUAAAAUGUAAUAAAAAAAGUGAUAUUCUAUCGGCAAAAUUUCGUGAAACAAAAGAAGUGAUAAAUAUUCGUCCAGAUAUUUAUUCAGAAGCAAAGCCAUUCGUAAUUGAAUGUGAGUGUCUUGAUAAUGAUGAUUUAGUCAUGAUUACACAGGAUGAAAUUGUGUUUAUUUGGACAAUUAGUGCAAAAAAAAAGAUACAGUUAAUUUAUUUAUGGAAAUAUACCGAUAAUGGAUUUAUUGACACAAUCAAAGAUGAAAAUUUUUUUCUUCCAUCACCAUCAUAUCAUGUUUGUGUUGAACAUAUAUCUUUUAUGCAACAGGACAAAACUAAAAGGUUUUUUCUUGAUGAAUUACUAGAUGAGCAUAUUGAUAAUGAAUUUUUUUUAAUUCUUUAUGGAUUAAAACUUAUAAAAGUCAUUAUCGACGAAGAUCAAGACACGCUAUUGCAAAAGUUAUGUAAUAGUCUUUAUCAAGUUCAUAUUAAUGAAUUUCGUAAAAUGAUUCAUCAAAUUAAUUCUACUGAUUGGGAUAAAACUGCAAAACCUUUUAUUUCUGAAACUCUUUCAAAAGUUUUAAAUGAAGAAAAUCAGAUAAUUAAAGGUUCAACGCAGGAAUUUGAAAAAUUAAAAGAAAUUGAAGAAGAGCAGCUUAAAAGAUUUGAAGAAAAAUUUAAAAAAAUUGAAGAAGAACGAAUUAAAAGAAUAGAAGAUUUAAUUUUAGAGUUAAAAGAUUUGUUAGUAAAAGAUAAACUUAGUAAAAGUUAA
Dentiscutata erythropus is the source of this 1941-nucleotide messenger RNA. The record is from the annotation of a GenBank genome assembly. NCBI's taxonomy places the organism in Eukaryota, Fungi, Glomeromycota, Glomeromycetes, Diversisporales, Gigasporaceae.